Molecule: messenger RNA, 3602 nt
Organism: Pisolithus orientalis
Lineage: Eukaryota; Fungi; Basidiomycota; Agaricomycetes; Boletales; Pisolithaceae
Exons: 6
Coding region: 189-3473 (1094 amino acids)
Biological process (GO): regulation of DNA-templated transcription
Molecular function (GO): sequence-specific DNA binding; zinc ion binding
Source: RefSeq, a predicted model, not a curated record
ACCGCUCAAGUCGCUCAACUUCCAGUACAAAUCACAGCCCCAGGACCAGGAGUAUCAGCUCAACCAGGACACCCCCGUCAACGGAGCACCAGCUCCUUAUCCUUACCGCUACGAACACGACCCCGCAGCUUCAUGGCCAAACUCUGUCGGCCAGCCUGUCCCUCGCCAAGCACCGGUUGCAGCACCAGAUGCCGCCCAGUCUGCUCGCACGUAUCCAAAUGCAUCUUAUCACCAAAAACACAGGGCCCCUCCUCCGCCUUCUUCCUUCCCCCACCCGUAUCCUCCCCCUUCCUACCAGCAGCCAUCUCACACCCCCUCCGCGUCCAACUCCACCUCCUACACGUCCUACAACACUCCCCCGUCCUACCCCUCCAGCACAACCUCCCCUACCUACUCGAACACUACCAGCCCAACGUACCCCACUUAUGCCUCCCACCAGUACAGCACACCCACAUCUGCUUAUCCUCCCCCGCCCUCUCCGACACCGACACCGACACAGCCAGUACACACCCACUCCCCGGCUCACUAUGUCCCUGCCUACCCGUUUGAAGACGCCAGGUCAGUACAGCCCCAUCCACCGCCUGACCCACGUGAUGCGCGCCCACCCGUCACUCAGCCAGAGCCAAGACAACGAUAUCCACACCCACAUGCAGAUGCGCGCACCCCAGACGUCGUUCGACAACCAUAUGCACCUCCGUCUGCACCCGCAGACCCUCGCUCAACAUAUUCCUCCGAUGUCCGACCGUAUCCUUCCCAGCACGACUCCCGUCCAGUAUACCACCACCACAUGGAUGCAUCUCGUCCUGGCGCGGCGUACACGCAGCCUCAGCCCGCGCCCGCUCCCCGCACUUCUUACGUCCAAGAGACCCCUCCACGACACACAUAUACCCAAGAUCCUCGGCCACCACAAUAUCCUCCAGAGAGUCGCGCCGCUCCAGGAACAGGUACGUACCCAGACACUGGUGCACCGUCGUAUACCACGGCCGACCAGGGCCGCCCCUCGUAUAUCCCGAGUGAGGCUCAGAGACCCGGGCCGUCAUAUGCCCCUCCUGAACAGCACCGCAUCACUUCUUACGGUGCUGGCGAGCAACGGACAUCAUAUACCGAUGUGCGGGCCCCCACCUAUGCUGCCAAGCCCCCCGACAACGGCAGCGCCCAGUACAAGCGGUGGCAGACCAGCAUACGCUUCCGAUCCCGGUCCUGUCGCGAUAACUGCUCCUCCUCCCACGGCGGCUCCCCCUGCCCGUCCACCUGCAGUACCACACUCCGCGAUGCAUUAUCCACCCUCGCACAUACUGGCAUACGCCGUUGCUCCAUCAGCUGGCGAAUCCCACGAUGCAGGGCGUGCCGCAGGAAUGCCGCCCUCGCCCGCUGCACACGGGCAUGCGCACUCACAUGCAUACGGCCCUCCGCAAGUUCCCAGCACUCACCCUUCCCAUUCCUCAGCACCCCCGCCGCACCCCCAUCCGCAAAGUCAUCCACAUCUACAACCGCCCGUUUCUGGUUCUGCUCACCCUUCGUCCGCUCAUCCACCUAGUUCCCAGCCUCCACACCAACAGCAGCAGCAGCAGCCUCCGCCACAGACUCAACCGCCCUCGCACCCACAGGUGGCACCACCAUCCAUGCACCCUCAUGCACCUCCCCACCCCCAACCACAGCCGACGGUGCCCAUGGUAGAACCACCACGCCCAGCCUACGUUUCCCCUGCAGAUACGAUGCAUUCGAGACCGACGCGUUACGUGCAUGGGCACGGUCAUUCGAUCGGGAGCCACGUGCCACCUUCUGGGUCAACUCACGCGGGACAAGUUGUAGAUCAGGGUUUGGCAACGCCACAGGGUCAAGCGCAAGCGUAUGCACCACCAGUCGCGAGCGUCGAGGACCGUGAACGUGCCGAACGCGAACGAGCGAGGGAACGCGACAGAGAACGCGCGAUACGGGAGAGGGAGGAGCAGCGGGAGCGAGAACGCGAGCGGGAGGAACAGAAGGAACGGGAACAGAGGGAGCGGGAAAAGGCACGUGAGGCCGCGGAGAAGGUGCGUGAGAUGGAGAUGCAGCAACAACGAGAGAGGGAGGAGAAAGCGAGAGAUACCGAGAAGGAGCAGGUGAUGUUAGAGGUGUUGGAACACUGCAAGGUUCUGUACGACUUUGCCUGUCGAUACGCACAACUGCAAUCGUCUUCCCCACAUGUGCAGCCCGCGCCCCAGGAACUCGAAGAAAUGAGCCGUCGAGCAUCAGAGGUAUUCCGUCUUCUCGAGUGUCUCAGGUCUCCCUCGGGUCUGGUUUCGUCGACACCGACAUCCACGACGCUGACCGGCGGUGCUGGUCCAUCCUCUGCGUCUAUGGACGCCGAUACCCGCCCACCCAAGCGACCUUGGGAGGAGACCCAAUCUCAACAGCAAGCGACCCACUCUGGCUCGUUCCCGUCUGCUCCUGCAGGCAACAUAUCGGGGCCAUCGACGAGUGCUGAGCAGACGGCAGCAGAGAAAGACAUGGAAUUAAUUCGCACAAAACGCGCGAUGACGACGAACCUUGCAGCAACAGCCGCUGGUGGUAGUGGAGGCGGAGGUUCGAUCGGAGGUGGGACACCCAUGGGAUCUGGGAACUCUGCAUCGAAAAACAAAUAUCGAAAGCGAAGCCGCGCUACGCCUCCCGGCAAGUGUCAUUCGUGUAAUAUCAGGGAGACACCCGAGUGGCGACGUGGUCCGGAUGGGGCGCGGACCCUUUGUAAUGCAUGUGGCCUACACUAUGCGAAACUCGUUCGGAAGCGCGAGAAGGCAGCCGCUGAGGGUGGCGGUGGUAGUGGCAUGCAGAUAGAUAUUGAUAUGUUGCGAGCGAGCGCGCGCGCAGUCGAAAACGACAAAUCUCGACCGUCGGGGAGCAGUAGUACUUCUGGUGGAGGAAAUGGUGGUGCCUCAGGAUCCGACACGACCGGGAUGACGGCGGUACAUACAGGCUCGUUUCAGAUUAUGAACGUUACGAUGACUUCAACCUCGGACAACAAUCCGUCAUCGUCCACGUCCACGACACAGACGCAAACAUCGACUCCAACACAUGCUUCUUCCUCUGUUCAGCACUCUUCUCCGUCGCAUCAACCACGAACCACUGCAUCUGGGGCUCCUCCGUCGCAACAACAACAACAACAUCAGCCGUCCCAGCCGACGACGCACACGCAUACGCCCCAAAUCUCCCAUACGCCAGUACCUCACUCUGCUGCACACGCGAUCGGUCUCCCACCGUCAUCAUCCCAUGCACUGCCAUCUCCACAUGGACAGCACUCCUCCCCGCACGUGCACCAUCCCCAAGUUCCAUCACAGCAACAUGGCCAUGCUCAUGGUCGGGUGCACAACCCUCGGCAUGCGACAUGGCCUACUGCGAAGGGGUAUCCUCCGCCGGAUAUGGUACAGCAGCAGCAUCCACACCAGUCGUUCAUGCGGACGUCGCAUUCGGUGUCUAGUGGUGCUUCUCCACCUUAGGGUUGGAUCGUAGUUGAGGAUAAAAAAAUCGGGGACGGGGAAAUUUUAAAUCCUCCCUCCUCAGUGAGCAAAAGUAACAAAGGGUUUCGCUCUUGAAAAUAUCCAAUUCUUUCGCCCUUCUUCCUGCUC